AUGAUAUCAGGACCAACCAUCGCUGCAGACUCCAUCCCCGAGCUGUCAGAAGAUCUGCAGCUCGAAUACCUUGCCGAAGGAGGCGCGAACAUCGUCUAUCGAAUAUUCUUACCCCCUUCUGCUCCUUGUGCAAAGGAGACAAUCCUGCAGCCUUCUGAGGUCGAAUACUAUGGCAAUGCCACGCCACCACCGACAGAAGUCGAAGAUCAUGAUUUGAUGACCGCCGACAUCGAUGGCGAUGCCGAUUUUGACUUGGGUAUUACCAUCACCAGCGGGAAACUCCUUCGUCUCAGAAAGAACGUCCGCUUUGGCAUGCCAUAUAGAGAGACAGCGAAUGACUUCCACUCAACGAUACAGCCAUUGUUCGCACCAGAAGAACUAGUAGAUCAAUCUCUUGUGCGCGUACCACCGUCCCUGAUCCAGCGCUGCAAUGAGAAAUUACGGGAUAGCGAACGGGCGGAAUAUCCUAAACGAAGACCCGUUAUUCGUCAUGGCGUCUAUCUAGCUACUGACGAACCAUUGGGUAUGCUCAUUACUGACAUGACCAAUACUCCCACAAAACACCCAACAACACCCCCCAAAAAGACGAUGACAGUCACAGAACUGAAGCCGAAAUGGCUCGUCCAAUCACCCUCAGCCCCCCCAACCGCAAAACGCUGUCGCACAUGCGCAUUGCGAGACAUGAAAGCUGCCGAUAAUGCAAGUGUAUAUCUAAAUGCUCAUACCAACCGCAUCCAAUCAAGUCUAGGAAAAGCACCCUUCUGCCCUCUCGACCUCAUAUCCAACAACGAACAAGACAUACAACGCACAAUAGUCAAUAUUUUCGCCCGCCAUCGCCCAUAUCCGAAUCAAAUCCGUAUCAUCGCACGGCGGCUUUAUCGUCAUCCAACACUACUCAAACUCCUCUCACUGCAACGCCUACACAAUAAAGUUGGCCUGCAUGGUCCGCCGUCCGGGUCGAGAGAGAUGUCACUUUCAAUGACGUUGCGAGAUUGUUCAAUAUUCUUGAAGCUCCCCACCUCCGACGUAGAAGAGACGGAUCUAGAGAUGGGAACUAUCGACCUCCGCCUCGGCGAUCUCGAUCUCAAAUCAGCCGCUAAUGGGAAAGCAGAGUACUGGCUUGACAUUGAGAAUCGACUGAUUGAUGAAGGAUGGUAUAUGGGCCAGCAAGCGAGUCAGGAUAGGACGAAGGGGGAAUGCGUUUUGAGUCGUUAA
Messenger RNA from Talaromyces atroroseus, 1215 nucleotides. RefSeq lists its product as hypothetical. The record is from RefSeq and is a predicted model, not a curated record. Lineage: Eukaryota; Fungi; Ascomycota; Eurotiomycetes; Eurotiales; Trichocomaceae. The transcript has 2 exons. Gene Ontology annotation, cellular component: nucleus. Gene Ontology annotation, biological process: inositol phosphate biosynthetic process. Gene Ontology annotation, molecular function: ATP binding; inositol-1,3,4,5,6-pentakisphosphate 2-kinase activity. The coding region runs from base 1 to 1215 and encodes 404 amino acids.